UGCUAACUGGCAUUGAAGAGGCAGAUUACUGACAGCAAUCAAUAUAGCAUAAAAGAAAUAACACUGGAAAAUACAUUGCUUUGAUUUUUACAAAGAUAUAGGGAAUGCCCUGAUUGAUACACACACACACACACACACACACACACCCCUUUUGAAUGUUAAUGUUUUCUGAGCAGGCUGCUAGGCUGCUGCUACUCACUGAAGCAGAAUCUACUGAGGAGUUGUUGAAGCAGAACUGAAAUCAUAGCUUGACUCAAAGGAACGACAGUUGUCAGCUAAUUACUUUCUGACAUAAGCAGGAAUCACUUUUUCAUAUAAGGCUCUAAACCUUUGAAAUCCAGUGCCAGAUCCGGGAUUGUUUGUCUAGUUUCUUUGUGCCUUGGAACACAAGUGACAUUCUGAAGAAUGCAAACAAAACUAUCUGCAACAGCUGCAGCAGAAUGUGGGCUAAGUUUUCUCUCAACCGGACACAGUUUUAGGUAACAAAGGACUUCUACGUAACUUUUAUCAUGACCUUCAUUAAUCGAUGAUGAAAAGAAGAAGAUUGUGGGAUUACUUUUUGCAUCUUUCCUGGAGAAUGGAUGGAGAACCCUUUACCUCCACUUUCUUCUCUUCUGGGAAUAUUCCCUCAGAAACUGGCAUGACACUGGAACAGAAAACAACCUUUGUCUUUGUGAUUUUAUUAUUUAUUUUCCUAGGAAUUCUCAUUGUCCGAUGUUUUCGAAUUCUUCUGGACCCAUACAGGAGUAUGCCAACUUCUACCUGGGCUGAUGGACUUGAUGGGCUAGAAAAAGGCCAGUUUGAUUAUGCUCUGGCUUAGAGUCAAAGACUUAGCACUGUUAUUCAGAAGCUUCUGAGAUGCUGAAAACAUUUCUUGCAGAAGCAAGGACUGUGUAGGCUUUUUAACUACCUUCAUUGCAUGCUAAGCAUUUUAAGUUAAAGAAGCCAUUGUUUCAAAUAAUAAAAACAGGUAGAUCUGUCAUUUGCAAAGUUCAGCUUCAUCACAUAUAUAUGAUCCACACAAUCUCUUACAGCAGCUUAAACAACAAUUUGAUUUGCAGCUACUGGAAACAGGCUUAUUUUUAAAAGUCAGUGCCUCUCCUCCACCCAUCCCCAACCAGUAAUGAGUACAUAUAUUUAAAGGAAAGCAUGUAAUUUUUCUAGUUUGUGUGUGGAAAUUAGGUAAUGUUUUUCCAGCACUGACAAAAAUGUCUUUCCAAUCCAUUCCACUUGUCCUUCUUAUAGAGAAGUACAGUAAAAAGGUUUUCAGCAAAGUUAAUUAAAGGUCUAUAGCUUACAGCGAUUUCAAUGGGAAAAUUGCUCUCUUAUAAUGCAUGCUUAAAUAUAAAUCUGUCACUGAAAUCAUAGGUAUAAAUCAUUAUUGUUUCCCAGUAUGAAAACACUGUAUAAUCUGCUGUAUUUAAAAUAGUGUCGGGUUGGUUUUUUUAAGAGUGCACUGUGGGGAUUUUAGUGAACCCAUGAAUAUCAUUCAUAAUAAUAAUAAUAACAACAAACAACAACAACAACACGAAACUAUUCAACACCAAUGAAACAAAGCAGGCCUACAAGAAAGAACAAGUCUAGAACUGAGCAGAAAAAUGGAAAAAUAAGCCACUUCAUCGUCAAUAUUUGCACAAUAUAAGUGGAAAAUCAGACAUCACCAAGACCUGGCAAUGGCUUAAGAAUGGCAACUCGAAGAAAGAAACAGAGGAUUUAAUACUGGCUGCACAAGAACAGGCACUAAGAACAAAUGCAAUAAGAGCAAAAGUAGAAAAGUCAACAACAAACAGCAAGUGCCGCCUUUGUAAAGAAGCAGAUGAAACCGUGGUCCACCUAAUCAGCUGUUGUAAAAAGAUCGCACAGACUGACUACAAACAAAGGCAUGACAAGGUAGCAGGGAUGAUACACUGGAACAUCUGCAAAAAAUACAAGCCAAAAAUUGGUGGGACCAUAAAAUUGAAAAAGUUGAAGAAAAUGAAGAUGUAAAAAUAUUAUGGGACUUCCGACUACAAACAGACAAACAUCUGCCACACAAUACACCAGAUAUAACUGUAGUCGAGAAGAAAGAAAAACAAGUGAAAAUAAUCGACAUAGCAAUACCAGGGGAUAGCAGAAUAGAAGAAAAAGAAAUAGAAAAAAAUCACCAAUUGUAGAUACAAAGAUCUACAAAUUGAAAUUGAAAGGCUGUGGCAGAAAAAGACCAAAAUAAUCCCAGUUAGAAAUAGAAAUAGAAAUUGGCGUCCUGGGUGCAGUUCCAAAAGACCUUGAAGAGCACCUCAACACCAUAGGGGCCACAGAAAUCACCAUCAGCCAAUUACAAAAAGCAACUUUACUGGGAACAGCCUAUAUUCUGCGAUGAUAUCUAUAACAACAGCAUCAACAUUGAAAAUAAAAUUCAGCUGUCCCAGGUCUUUGGGAAGGACUCGAUGUCUGGAUAAAACAAACCAGUCAAUAACACCUGUCUGACUGUGUAAAUAAAUAAUAAUAAUAAAAUAAAUUUGUGUUC
This is a messenger RNA of Hemicordylus capensis (graceful crag lizard), 2506 nucleotides long. RefSeq names its product cortexin 3 (gene CTXN3). The transcript is spliced from 2 exons. The record is from RefSeq and is a predicted model, not a curated record. The coding region runs from base 527 to 820 and encodes 97 amino acids. NCBI's taxonomy places the organism in Eukaryota, Metazoa, Chordata, Lepidosauria, Squamata, Cordylidae.